AUGGUCAAAGAGGGAGAUCAUAGCGUGACCCUCGAUCUUCUGAAGCAGAAGAUGGCCGAGUUCGCUAAGGAGAGAGAUUGGGGUCAGUUUCACAGCCCCAGAAACCUCCUUCUGGCUCUGGUGGGUGAGGUCGGGGAGCUGUCGGAGAUAUUCCAGUGGAAAGGGGAGGUUCCAAAGGGACUUCCGGAUUGGAAAGAUGAGGAGAGAGUGCACUUGGGCGAGGAGCUCUCAGACGUGCUGCUUUAUCUGGUCCAGCUCUCUGACGUCUGCGGCAUCGACUUGGGCCGAGCUGCCCUCCGCAAGGUUGAGCUCAACGCCCUCAAAUACCCUGUCUCUCUCUCCAAAUUGGUCUCUUCCAAGGAUCAAGAAGUUAUCGCCAACAAAAUCCUUGUUGACAAUAGUGAUACUUCUGGCACUGAUGGGGCCGAGAGUGGUUGA
Eucalyptus grandis is the source of this 438-nucleotide messenger RNA. Its product is annotated as dCTP pyrophosphatase 1-like. The record is from RefSeq and is a predicted model, not a curated record. The transcript has 2 exons. Gene Ontology annotation, biological process: nucleoside triphosphate catabolic process. Lineage: Eukaryota; Viridiplantae; Streptophyta; Magnoliopsida; Myrtales; Myrtaceae. Bases 1 to 438 code for a protein of 145 amino acids. Gene Ontology annotation, molecular function: nucleoside triphosphate diphosphatase activity.